Molecule: messenger RNA, 2089 nt
Organism: Dermatophagoides pteronyssinus (European house dust mite)
Lineage: Eukaryota; Metazoa; Arthropoda; Arachnida; Sarcoptiformes; Pyroglyphidae
Product: beta-hexosaminidase subunit beta-like
Biological process (GO): carbohydrate metabolic process; ganglioside catabolic process; glycosaminoglycan metabolic process
Cellular component (GO): membrane; lysosome
Molecular function (GO): beta-N-acetylhexosaminidase activity
Source: RefSeq, a predicted model, not a curated record
CAUUCAAUUUGAAUGAAAAUUUAUUGCUCAAACAACAACAAUGAAAUUGAACUACCACCGAAACAACAAUGGCAAUGGUCAUUGGAAUUCUGGAAUGAUCGUCAUGAUGAUGGUAUCAUCAACAUCAUUAUUAUUAUUAUUAUGGUUAUGGUUAUUAUCAACAACAGCAGAAUGUCGACUAGUUUCAGUUAAUCCUAAAUAUCCAUUUUUGGAACCAACCGGAAUCAUAUCCGGCGGACCAUCAUUAUGGCCAGAACCAAAACGUUAUUUAAUAGAUAAAAAUCAUUCACCAUAUCUAGUUGGAUUACCAAUCAAUUUUCAAUUGAUUAAUAAUCAAAAUCAUAAAAAACAAUGUGAUAUUAUUCAAUAUAAUUUCAAUAAAUAUCGUUAUUUAAUCAAUAAAAUGAUCGAAAUCAAUACAAAUCAAAACUGUAAUCAAACAACAGAAAUGAAAUUUUUAUCCAGGAUUGAAAUCCAUAUUGAUCAAAUUGAUUGCCAACUAUUUCCCGAAUUUGUUGAUAAUGAAAAUUCUGAAAAUGAAAGUUAUCAGAUUCAAAUAAACCCAAUGGAUGGAAUCGGUCAAAUUAUAUCGAAAACCGUAUGGGGAAUGGUCAGAGCAAUGGAAACAUUUAGUCAACUGAUCUAUGUGGAUUCUAAUCAUCCGAAUUGUUCAAGGAUGAUAAUCGAUGUGAUUCAAGUUUGGGAUCGACCAAGAUUUCGUUAUCGUUCAAUAAUGAUUGAUACGGCACGGCAUUAUCUACCAUUAUGGUUAAUCAUUGAAAAUUUGGAUGCUAUGGCCCAGAAUAAAUUAAACGUACUGCAUUGGCAUAUUAAUGAUGAUCAAUCAUUUCCAUUUGAGAGUCAAGUGUUUGCAAAUAUUUCCCGGAUAGCAUCAUAUAGUGAACGUCAUGUAUAUAGUAAAAUGGAUAUUGAAAAAAUUAUUGGACAGGCAAAAAUACGUGGUAUACAAGUGAUUGUUGAAUUUAAUACACCAGCACAUUGUCAAUCAUUGGGUAAAAUUUUUCCAGGAAUAAUGUCCAGAUGUAAUAAUAAUGUAGCAGCUGCUUCAAUGGAAACAUUAACAACCAGUAAUAAGCAACCAUUAUUACAUUCAAAUAUAAUCAAUCCAAGCCAAGAAUUAACAUAUGAAAUUUUGGAAAAAAUUCUCACUGAAUUUCGACAAAUAUUUCCAUCGAAUCGUAUACAUUUAGGAAUGGACGAUAUUUCCUAUGAAUGUUGGUCAAAUGAUCAAGAUAUUCGUCAAUUUAUGGGAGCAAAUCGUAUGCAUUCAUUUGAAAAAUUAGAACAAUAUCAUUUAGAACGUAUGAUCAACAUAACUGUGGAAAAAUUACAUUCCAAACCAAUCAUAUGGCAGGAUCCAUUUGAUAAAGAUAUACCAAUUCCAUCGGCAACUAUUAUACAAGUUUGGAAAGAUUAUCGUCUAUUGGAUAAUGAUCACCAUGAUUGGAAAUUUCAUGUUGAAAAAUUAUUACAUUCAAAUUACACAGUUAUAUUGUCUGCAUGUUAUUUUUUAAAUCUUAUUCAAUAUGGCCAACAAAAAGAUUGGAAACAAAUCUAUAAUUGUGAUCCACAUGAUUUCAAUGGAUUCAAUCGAGAACAAAAACAACAAUUUGUUAUUGGUGGGGAAGCAUUAAUAUGGAGUGAAUAUAUUGAUCAAACCAAUUUUAUGUCUAGAGUUUGGCCUAGAGCAUCAGCUAUGGCCGAAAGACUUUGGAGUCAUAUUGGUGAUGAUGAUGACAAUCCAAAUUUUGAUGAUGAUAUUGUUGAACAUCGUUUAGAUCAUCAACGUUGUCGUAUGAUAGGACGUGGUAUACCAGCACAACCAAUAUCGACUGGAUUUUGUGAACAUUUCGAUAAUAUGAAUAAUGAAAAAAUUCUUGAAUUUGCGAAAGAUUUCCGUAACAAAGAUAAAAUAAAUUCAUCAAAUAUGUUUCAUCAAGAAUUUCUAUCGACGUCAACAACCAAACAACAUUCAAAUAAAAGUGAUAAAAUAAUUUUUAUCAAAACAUGGUUAUUAUUAUUGUGCCCGAUAAUACUAUUAUAUUCGCUGAUUUUAUACGGAACAUAA